Molecule: messenger RNA, 1533 nt
Organism: Lachnellula hyalina
Lineage: Eukaryota; Fungi; Ascomycota; Leotiomycetes; Helotiales; Lachnaceae
Product: putative transporter
Exons: 7
Coding region: 1-1533 (510 amino acids)
Biological process (GO): transmembrane transport
Molecular function (GO): transmembrane transporter activity
Source: RefSeq, a predicted model, not a curated record
AUGGGUCUCCCAGAAGCUCCCGAAAGCAAAGACGGCGAAAUCGCGACGACAAUAUUGAAAUCUGAUGAGACACUUGAAAAUGGGUUUUGCGCCAAUGUUAGACUUGAUCCAGAUGGUCAACCUCUCUUUCCAAUUCCUACCAGCGAUGAAAUGGACCCGUUGAAUUGGAGUGCCUUCCGGAAAUAUAUUUGUAUUGGCAUUGUAGUCUAUAGUUAUUUCAUGUUGACGUACUUCACGACUGCUCCGAUUCCCUCAUUCGCCUUCCUUGAGGAGCAGCUCAACAUCACUUACUCGCAGGUAUCCUGGACAUUUGCAAUCCCAUGCCUUGGUCUUGCUGUCGGGCCACUUCUAGUAGGCGCAUUAGCAGACACAUAUGGAAGGCGACCGGUACUGAUAGUGAGCACGGCUUUGGCUGUCGUUGCCAGCGGGUGUACUUCUAUCAAGACGAUCAAUUUUGGAGGUUACAUGGUGGCGAGAUUCUUCCAAGGAGUUGGGGCAGGUCCAUCUGCUAAUAUCGGACUGGUUAUCAUCAAUGAUGUAUCUUGGCAGCAUGAAAGGGGUAAGCGAGUUGGAAUUUGGACGAUUGCUGCCAAUUGUGGAACCGUCAUAGGAGGUGUCAUUGGUGGACUUCUGGCAACUUCAGGCGAAUGGGUUGCUUAUCACGUCACAAUUCUUUUUGCAGUUCUCUUCCUCACACAGUGUUUCUUCCUACCGGAGACCCUAUAUCCACGGGAAGCAGUCAUUCUUUCUGAAAGUGGACAGCUGCAGUCACGCCCUCUUGAUAUCCCUAAGACGCUACAACUUGGCUAUCUGAAUGUAAAGAAAGUUCCGGGUGUUCCACACCCGAAGCCAUGGAUGACCACUGUGCAAUUUAUUCGCCUUUUCAAUUAUCCUACAAUUGUCAUCAGUGUUAUGUCGUAUUGCUUCUUCCAAUACUGGUGGGUUACCAGUGUUACGAGUCUCGUUCCUGAUGCGUAUGCUACUGAUGCACCAAACAUCCAAGGUGCUAAGCUAGUCGGACUUCUUGUUGGCCUUCUAGCAGCUGAAGUCUUAUGCUCCGGAGCUCUUAGCGAUAAGAUUAUGGUGAUAUUAACACGAAAGAAUAAUGGCAAAAGAGUUCCAGAGAUGAGGCUUUAUCUAGGGUUUCCAGCUGCUAUCAUUUCUUCGAUCGGAUUGGUCCUUUGGGGCUUAUCUGUGGAUGGCAAUUGGCAUUGGAUGACUGGACAGGUUGCCUUCUUUCUCUAUGCACUGGGACUUCAAAUGGGGAACACUAUACUAUCGGCAUAUAUUGUGGAUAACUAUCCUGAAUACGCUAAUGAGGUCAUCACUUUCUACUCCGUGAUCAUCAAUAUGUCAGCGUUCAUCAAUCCAUGGUUUAUCUUCUACUGGAUUGAAGCUUCAGGAUAUACCUGGACCUUCGCCGCUCAAUGUAUUAUUUGUACCUUUGGCGUCAUUCCUGCCUAUAUGAUUUUGCAAAGGUUUGGGCCUAGGCUGCGUAAGCCAAUGUAUAUCAAGCAUCUUGAGGGCUUUUAG